Molecule: messenger RNA, 1212 nt
Organism: Teleopsis dalmanni
Lineage: Eukaryota; Metazoa; Arthropoda; Insecta; Diptera; Diopsidae
Gene: betaggt-II
Product: geranylgeranyl transferase type-2 subunit beta
Exons: 2
Coding region: 135-1166 (343 amino acids)
Biological process (GO): protein geranylgeranylation
Cellular component (GO): Rab-protein geranylgeranyltransferase complex
Molecular function (GO): Rab geranylgeranyltransferase activity
Source: RefSeq, a predicted model, not a curated record
AAAACAGCUGAGCAGUUGUUCACUUCGUUGACUCAUUUUUCUAUUUAAUAAAUGGUAUUCUUAAAUCUAUUAGACUCAUAGUUAUAUUUAAUAGUUUUCAUACAAAAAGUACAUAUUGUAUUAACUAACACAUUAUGGAAUUUGGUUUUAUAAAACGUAACGAAGGCCAAAGGGAUAAUGGUACAAAUAAAAUUGAUGAAUUACAGUUUUGGAAGCACGUAGAAUAUAUUGAAAAUCAUGGAAAAGAUCAAGAUGACUAUGAAUAUUGCGUGACUGAGUUCUUGCGGAUGUCAGGUAUUUAUUGGGGUGUGACGGCGCUAGAUAUUAUGAACCAGCUAAACCGCCUUGAUAGAGAAUCAAUAAUUGAUUUUAUACGUCGCUGCCAAUGUCCAAUAACUGGAGGCAUUGCUCCAUGUGAGGGUCAUGAUCCGCACAUUUUGUACACGUUUUCCGCAGUGCAAAUAUUAUGUAUUUAUGAUUCAUUAAAUGAUAUUGAUUGUGAUGCGGUUGUCCGAUAUGUUGUUGGUUUACAGCAACCAGAUGGAAGCUUUUUUGGUGAUAAAUGGGGCGAGGUAGAUACUCGUUUUUCUUUUUGCGCAGUUGGUAUACUCACUUUACUACAACGUAUGAAGAACACAAUAGAUGUCGAAAAAGCCGUGAGCUUUGUUAUGUCUUGCUGCAAUCAAACAGAUGGAGGUUUUGGCUCAAAACCCGGCGCUGAAUCUCAUGCAGGGUUAAUAUAUUGCUGUGUAGCUUUCCUUUCACUAACGAAACGAUUACAUUUAAUUGAUAUUGAUAAACUUUGUUGGUGGCUCUGUGAGCGUCAGUUAGCCAGUGGUGGCCUAAAUGGUCGCCCUGAAAAACUUGCUGAUGUUUGUUAUUCGUGGUGGGUACUUGCAUCGCUUACGAUUAUGGGACGUCUUCAUUGGAUAAGCUCAGAAAAACUACAAGAAUUUAUUCUUUCUUGUCAAGAUACUGAAACGGGAGGGUUUGCAGACCGAACAGGUAACCUACCCGACAUCUUUCACACAUUAUUUGGUUUAGGUGCAUUAUCGUUACUUGGCUUUAACGGUCUUAAACCUAUUAAUCCUGCUUUAUGUAUGCCACAAUACGUCAUGGAGAGAUUAAAUAUACAACCUCAAAUAUUAAGAAAGGCAGAAAAUUGAUAUGUUGAAGAAUAGUUAUUUAAAAAAUAAAGAUUACUGUUGUAAA